Amphibalanus amphitrite is the source of this 1821-nucleotide messenger RNA. Its product is annotated as UDP-GalNAc:beta-1,3-N-acetylgalactosaminyltransferase 2-like. NCBI's taxonomy places the organism in Eukaryota, Metazoa, Arthropoda, Thecostraca, Balanomorpha, Balanidae. Gene Ontology annotation, cellular component: membrane. Gene Ontology annotation, molecular function: hexosyltransferase activity. The coding region runs from base 186 to 1694 and encodes 502 amino acids. The transcript is spliced from 7 exons. The record is from RefSeq and is a predicted model, not a curated record.
AACAGAAGGGGGCCAUCAGCGCUCACGUGGUACCACCCAUUUCUGUUGUGCUGUGAUGUAGCUCGUCUGUCGCAAGAUAAGGUCCGAUAGCGUCAUAAAUUCGUCGUGCGGCUUUGGUACCCGCCCGGCAACAAAAGAAAUGUCUAAAGUCAAAGUAUAGCGACCGAGCGGUGCACACGCCGUUGAUGUUUUCGAAGAAACUGGGAAUUACUUGUGUGAUUGCUACCGUUUCAGCUGUAUUCGCGUCAUACUUCUUUCAGUAUUCCCAAGAUGACCCCGCUGACCCCCACAACACUGCCCCCGGAGCGCGGCUGGUCGUCGGCGUACUCUCGGGCCGUCGGCGGCGACAGCAGCGCGACGCCAUCAGAGACACCUGGUGGCCGCAGCUGGAAGCUGCAGGGGCCCGCGGGGUGUUUGUCGUGGGCGACUCGGACUGUCCACUCGCCGACCGCUGUCGGCUGGACCGGUACUCUUGCGAGCCAUGGAGACCGCCUCGCAAUGCGGUGGGCAGUCAGCAGCAGCUCCGUCUGACCCCGGGCCCUGUGCCACGACCACCUGCCGUCGGGAUUGCCUUCACCGUGCUCCGCGGCAUGGUGGCCCGCGCCGUGACGUCACCACUCCGCUCCGGUGACGUCACUCUGGAGACGGCCGACGGUCAGCCGGCGGCGGCCGCGGCGGUCGGCCGGUCGCCAGUGACGUCAGAGGCGGCCUCCAGUGACGUCAAGACCGCGCUGUCGCCGCUGCUGGUGCUGCCGGCUGGGUUCAUGGGCCGGCUGAGGGUGGUGUCUGGGCCCGGUGCGAUGGAGUGUCGGCAGACGGAGGUGCCGGAGCCGACCGAGCUGAGGGUGACGGCGCUGAUCACAGAGGACGGACGGCACGUGCGGCCCGGACUGGAGCCGCUCUGCUGGCCCGUGGCGCUCGUCUACACCGUUCACGACGACCCCUCGGCUGCCGACCCGUCACCGGCCCCGUCCAGCGGCCCGGCGCCCUCGGAUCCCCUCGAUGACCCUACGUGUCGCCGGACGGACGGGGACGCCGUGACCCGCUCACUGUCUGAGGAGGCCGCGAGGCACGGCGACCUGCUGCUAGUACCGGGGCCGGAUGUCUAUCGAAGGCUGCCAGAUAAACUCAUCAGCUUCCUCACUUGGGCCGCUGAGACAUCAGCCGAGUGGGUUAUCAAAUGUGACGACGAUGUGCUGUUGGAUAUACCGCGGAUACUGGAGAAUAUACCCCGUCACACGGAUGGGGGGCUCUGGUGGGGCCAGUUCAGGUACAACUGGCCGGCGGACCGGUACGGCAAGUGGGCCGAGCUGGAGUACCAGGCCGCCGUGUACCCGCCGUUCGCCUGCGGUACGGCCAGCAUACUCUCUGCGGACGUCGUCCGGUGGCUGGCGCGGAACCGAGCAGAGCUCACCAGGUUCCAGGGCGAGGACGUGUCACUGGGUAUCUGGCUGGCCGGUCACCGCGUCCGGCGCCUCUCUGACCCCGGCUGGGCCUGCGGAGACGCAGAGCGCGCCGCCUACAGUCGCGGACAGCUCGGUCCGGCGCGACUGCGGCGAGUGUGGCGCUGUCUGCGCCGCGCCGGACGGCUGGAGCUCUGUGGGGAGGAGGGAGAGGAGCGGAUGAAAGAUGAGGAAAGAGGAACACGGAUGAGGGAGGAAGAGAGCAGUGGGAGAGGUGGUCUAGAAGCAUGAGGCAUGAAUCUCGCAUGGCUGUGUCAGGUAUGGUAUUUUUACCCCACCCAUUUUGACGAUACUGCUUGCUUUGCGAGUAGUACCAAUGUGAUAUCAUAUUUAAAUAAACCAAUGCUAACAUUGAAAA